AGGAGCCAAGGAGAGCCGCCGGGCCUAGAGCUUUUUUGCGGGUGAGGGCUGUGGGGGCGCUCAGUAUUUGGCAGGAAGGGGAGGCCUCUCUCCUGGCAGGAAGCUGCGCUUCCGAAAGAGGGAGGAGACUGCGGCGGAUGUGGCUGAGGGGACCCCAGCGGGCAGCUAAGCUAGUUCGCGCCGGUUGAGAGCUUCCCCUCUAGAGGUGAUCCUCGCCUGCGGAUCCUCCCCUUCCGAGCAAGUCUUGCAAGCAUCCGACUUGUCGCUUCAGGAACGCAGCUGAGACGGCAGCGAGUUGUCCGAUUUCGGCAGUUUCUUUCCUCGCCCCGCCUCACUGCUGUGCUUCUCGCAAGCAUGAAGACCCAGUUCGGAAAGGCAGCUGCAGGGCAGCGGUCCAGGACAGGCGCGGGACAUGCUAGCGUGUCUGUUACCAUGAUGAAGAGGAAGGCUACACACAAAAAGCAUCGGAGCAGAUCCAUCUCCCAGCCCCGGAGGAACUUCGUGGGCUGCAGGAUUCAGCACGGAUGGAAAGACGGAGAUGAACCUCUAACACAGUGGAAGGGAACUGUUCUGGAUCAGGUACCUGUAAAUCCCUCUCUGUAUCUUAUCAAAUACGAUGGAUUUGACUGUGUAUAUGGAUUGGAACUUCACAGAGAUGAAAGAGUGUCAUCACUUGAAGUCCUUCCUAAUAGAGCUGCAUCAUCUAGAAUCAGUGAUACUCAUUUAUCAGAAAUCAUGAUUGGCAAAGCAGUGGAACACAUUUUUGAAACAGAGGAAGGUUCCAAAAAUGAAUGGAGGGGGAUGGUCUUAGCUCAGGCACCUGUCAUGAACACAUGGUUUUACAUUACUUAUGAGAAAGAUCCUGUAUUGUAUAUGUACCAACUAUUAGAUGAUUAUAAAGACGGUGACCUCCGCAUCCUUCAAGAUUCCGAUCAUUCUUCUCCAGCAGAGAGGGAACCUGGAGAAGUCAUAGACAGCCUAGUAGGCAAACAGGUGGAAUACGCCAAAGAUGAUGGCUCCAAGAGAACUGGCAUGGUCAUUCAUCAGGUAGAAGCGAAACCUUCUGUGUACUUUAUCAAAUUUGAUGAUGAUUUCCAUAUCUAUGUCUACGAUUUGGUAAAAACAUCUUAGAUGUCAUCGUGAAAUUUGCCAAGUAUAUGAAAUUAUUAUGCACAGAGUCUGUAGACACAGUCUUGAUUACUUUCCAGUUUGUAAGGAGAACCAUCUUCUCCCUUUUUGCAUGUUUUUGCUUGGCAAAAAAAUUGUAACUUCCACCUUUUCAGAAGUUUUUGGAAGAAGCAUUUUGCUGUUCUGUCCACCUUUUUCAUUGGUUCCUCCCCGUAGGAGGAAGAUUGAUUUGUCUGGUUAGUGAGAAGGGUAAAGUCUGACAUCAAGGGCCCAUAUUUUUAUCUUGGGUACUUGGGCAGUGUUAAUAAGUUAAAGGUAGCUGAACACUUCUCACCUCACCCUUUUGGGGACUUGAACUUUCAGCAUUCGUUGAGGUGUGAAGCUUCCUGAUACGUUUCAUGUGAAUGGCUGGGUAAGUGUCUGCAGUCUCAUCUCUCUCCCCAGGUGGCUUCAAAAUUCUGAUUUUUAAGAGGAGUAGGAAGCCCAUUUUGAUCUCCUCUCCAAGUUAUAUUCUUAAUUCUAACUGUACUAAAAGUAAGGCUGAAAUUUCGUUCCCAUUUUGAUUCACGUACCUGUUACUCAGCUGGUUCAGAAUCAAAAGGGUAAUUAUUUUGGACUUUAGUACAUAAGCAUAGGCUGAAAAACCUUACAAAACUGGUAAGAGGGUAAGCAUUUGGGAACGAAGCUCCAAGUGGAAAGAUUAAGGUUUCUGGUGUAGCUUAAAUGGCAUUAGAAUCUCUGUUUGCAAUAUCUGGCUGGUGUCUGCAGACAUGCAGUGGGUUUUAAAUGCAUGCUGUGCAGGCAGAUUUAGCACAAGUGGACUGUACCAGCCCAGUGGAACAUUAAACCAGGCUCUAGCUAGAAUCCUCGGUCACAAAAGAGGCUGGGUUUAGCAAGGAUUGACAGGUAUGUCCAGGACCUCAAAAUGAAAGACCAGAAAUCUGGAAUCAGGCCAAGAUACAAUUUUCUUUCCUGUACUAAGAAAGACUCUUUGAGGAGUUUUAUAUUAGAUUUUAGAUUUGAUUCUUAGGGGACUUCAGAGUCCCAGGAUAUGAGGUGGGCAGGGCACCAGCUGGAACUUAGAAAAGCUGAAAACAAACUUUGCUUUCUUGUAAGUGCAGGUGGGAUUGGUGUCCCAGCAGGACUGUGAAAUAAUAUGAACUAGAAUCAGUACUGGAUGAUCUGUAGGAUUAAUGAUGUUUCCAGUACCAGCAUAGAUCUAAUAAAUUUUGUUCGUAUUAUGUUCUGAAUCUUUAACUGGCCCUAAGAAACUCAUGUGUAGGUAAGGGUGAGCCAUACUGCACCUGAAAAGUAAGUAAUGGAAGGGACUUUUUUACCUUCCAUUAUUGAAAGCAUUUUUUUUUUUUGAAAGCAUUAGGAAACCCUGGUGGUGUAGUGGUUAAAAGCUAUGGCUGCUAACCAAAACGUCGGCAGUUGAAUCCACCAGGUGCUACCUGGAAACUCUAUGGGGCAGUUCUACUCUGGUCUGUAGGGUCACUAUGAGUCGGAAUCAACUCGUUGGCAACAGGUUUGAUUUAGUUUUGGUUUUAGUGAAGGUUAGCCAAAGCCUAGGAAAGAAAGGUUGAAAAAUAAGCAAGGCUUUUGGAGAGAAGCACCUGGCCAAAGCGAAUGCUUUCUUCUUAGGUUUCUGACAGAAGCCUUAUUACCAUUAGCAGGCUAAUAAGACCCUGGACUUCUGCAUAUUUGAGGCUGAGACUCAUGGCAAUAUAAUCAACCACUUGGAAAAUAUCUUCCAAAUGAGUUUAAGUUCACAGAUCAUGGAGUCCAGACUACUGGCAAAAACAGACAGGCAUCCUGCUGAGGAUGAAACCAAGAAGAUACUCUCUUUUCUCCCAAGUUUUCUCUGUCUACUUUUCUUUUGAUGCCACUAAAUCUCUUCUAUGAUAUUUGGCUGAGAACAGCAGUGUGGGUGUGUAUUGUCAUAUGUACUAUGUCCUGGGAACAUGAAUUUACUUGGUACAACUGUUUUAGUGGCUGGGAAUUGGCACACUGUAUAAAUUUCCUAAUCAGCCCUUUGGACUCUGAAAACGUGUGACAUACAGUUGUGGGAUUAGAGUAAUUGAGGUCGUGAGAUCCUGAAGGAACUACACCCAUUCAAGAAGAAGAGCCCAGGCUUCUGUUGCUGAAGGAACCCCAUAUCUGUCCAGACAUCUCAGUGAGCUUCCUAUGGCUGAAAUGAGAAGAACAAGAAAUUGGGAAGUACAGAAUUUUGGACUUUAAUUCCUUUAGACGUUAAGUUAGAAAUUUAAUAUGGGCCAUUAAUUUUCCCCUCGGAGUUUGAAUAGUUGGAGGGGGUUUCAUGUAGUUAAAAUUAAGGCAUUUUCUUUAUGUUAUUGACAUUGUAUUAUUUAGAAUGUUUUUAUGUUGCCUCUAAACCAAAACCAAACCUACUGCUGCGAGUUGAUUCCAACUCAUAGUGACCCUAUAGGACAGAGUAGAACUGCCCGAUAGAGUUUUCAACGAGCGCCUGGCGGAUUUGAACUGCCAACCUUUUGGUUAACAGCUGUAGCACCUAACCACUACACCACCAGCGUUUCUGUGUUGCCUUUAGGACUCAUUAUAUAAUCUUUGUAAACUAUGUUGGGUAAUGUGGCUGGGUGUAAUUUUAAAUUGGGUAUAAAAUUAAAAAAGUGAGUGGAUUUUCAGCCUAUGGAGUAAUAUAGCCUUGGAGUUAAUUUAAUUCAUGUCCUAUUCUGACUCAUUUCAGAGCCUUCUAGGGGCAAAAGCAGAACUGCUCACCAGCUUUACAGAGGUGGGAGGAGGAUUUUCCCAAGACAUUCAGAGUCUUGGGUGUUAACUCUUGUGACUUAAGGGAACAAAAACUUCCAAGAAUAUAAUGGAAUCUAUCCUUUGCUUCUCUCCAUGUUUCUGACUCAAGGAAAAAGGAGAACUUACAACUCUCAAAAAUAUUUGAAAGAAAAUUUCUGCCCAUUUCCCCUUGCCACUCAUUCUAUCUUCUAUGUGGGAGGAGGAGUAACUUGAUGAAAUUGAGAAAAGGGUUAUGACAGAUAGGCAGCCUAGGCCCCUCUUGGCUCUUGAGCUCACUGCUCACAGCAAGAUAUGGGAAAUAGUGUAGUACUUCACUACAUGGCUGAGUAAGUUUCUGCUCUGUGGGUCCAACUCUGUCUUUGGGGUAGGGAAUCCCAAUGUCACGUCCAAGCCGUGUUAUUCAAUCCAGCUCUGUCAGCAGUAAAGCUGAUAUCUAAUUUUAUUCAUUUUAUUUUAAUAGAUAGUUUUCAGAAAAAAAAGUAACUUGUGCCUAUGGACCCAUGGUGGCACAGUAUUUAAGAGCUCAGCUGCUAACCAGAAGGUUGGCAGUUUGAAUCCAUCAGCAGUUCCUCGGAAACCCUGUGGGGCAGUUCUACUCUGUCCUAUAGGGUUACUAUGAGUUGGAGUUGACUCAAUGGCAACCAGUUUGGUUUUAUGGCAAAAGUCAAACAGUAUACUAGGGUAUAAAGUAAAAAGUAAGUUUCCCCCCCAUCCUUAGCCUAAGUCCCCCAGUCUCACUUUCCAAAGCUAACCACUGUUACCAGUUAUGUAUCCAUCCAGAGAUACUUGAUGUAUUUAUUUGUAGUCAUGUGUGUGGGUAUGUGUGUGUAUCAGUUUUUUUUACACAAAUAGUAGCAUAGUGUACAUGCUGUUCUGAACUUUGUUUUUUUCACUUGACAAUAUAUUAAAGCUGAUAUUUUAAUCCCUAUUUGGUUCCUGUGUAUACUUUUUAAUUGGUUCAGAAGGGAAGGGGGCGUGAUAAAUUCAAACUUUCAAACCCCAACCAAGUUUAAUGAAAACAUAAAUGAUCCUGCAAACUCACAAUUUCUGCCAGCCAAAUUUCUCUGAAUAGUAGAAUGUGAAAUGUAUGUGAACAUGAUAUAUUUUGUGGGAGGAACUCUUUGAGAAAGGCCAGUAUAUUUUUGUUGAGGGAAAUUAAAUGGAAAAUCAACUAUAAGUUGAAGCUAUGGGAAAAGUUAAGGUAAUAUAAUCAGUAAUCUAAAAAUGAAGAGUCAUUUUUUGUGUUCAGACUUGGACUCACAUGUUCUAUUACCACAUGCAAAUUUAUGCUGAUAGUUUGACUGGCCUUUUUUAAGUGAAUGCUUUCCUGCAUGUAACAAGAAACCCAUUGCAAACAGGUUUAAGCAGUUACUAAACAUCGUUGAUUAAUAUAACUAGAAAUAAUCAGAGGUCAGGUGGACUUGAGGCACAGUUUGAUUGGAGCUAAGGCACGGUGUGAUUCUUGAGGAUUUUCACUCCUCUUUGUGUCAGUUUCAUCUUCAGGCUGCCUUUCUUGAUAGCAGCAAAAUGGGCCCAGUAGUUCUAGUUCAGAGAAAGAUAGCUUAUGCCCUGUUAUGCAUUCUGAACUGGUUUAGGCCAUAUACCACCUCCCCCCCCGAACAAUCACUGAAGUCCCAUGGAUGAAAUCCAUUGAUUUGCCUACCCUGGGGCAUUUGUUCCAUCUCUGAACCCUAGAGGAUAUCUCUCUAGAAUUAAUAUUCCUAUUAAUAUCAAGGGCUUUUGGGAAAUGAAAAAUGAAUGCCAUGAACCAAUUGCAAAUGGCUAUUAUAACUUCCUCCUUUGCAGGGCUUUGAACCAGUUCAAAAAGGUUCAGUCAUGGCUGAUGGAAACAGAGCAGCGUAAGCGUUGCAUAGCAAUCAAACCUUUUGCCUGUUGAAUUUUGACUCAAGUAGGAAACAUGCCGUGUUGCCCUGCUCAAAGAUGGCAGCUGAUGGAGGUUGAUGGCUGCCAACCACACCACUUUGAAUGUGUGUCGCUCUCCACAGUCCUGUCAAUAAUCCAGUCUCCUGCAUCAGGAAACUUUCAGGAGCCUGAUGUGGGAGAUUGGAUUAUUAGCAGGACUGUACAGAGUGACACACAUUCAAAGCUGCACGAUUGGCUGCUGUCUUUGAGCGGGACAAUGCUGCCUGUUUCCUAACUCAAAAAAACUCAAACCCGUUGCCAUCAAGUCACUUCCAAGUCAGAGCGACUCUAUAGGACAGAGUAGAUAGAACUGCCCCAUAGGGUUUCCAGGGCUGUAAUCUUUACGGAAGCAGACUGCCACAGCUUUCUCCCAUGGAGUGGCUGGUGAGUUCAAACUGCCGACUUUUAAGUUAACAGCACUUAACCUCUGUGCCAUGGGUCAAAAUCUGACACGCAAGAGAUUUGGUUGCUAUGUAACACAUAUGCUGCCCUUGUUUCCCUGGGCCAUGAUUAAACCAUUUAGAACCAGUUUGAAGCCCUGUUCCUUUGGAUACCUAACAUGCGUGGAUACCUUUCUUCCCACACAUUCACCUUCAAAAAUGCUUGCAUCUAUAUGUAAUAAACUUACGUCCCCAAAGGAAGCAAACCUAAUUUCUUAUUCAAUUACUGCAUUUAAUAUUAAGUUCAGGAUCUUUAAUCGGUACGCAGUUGUCUUCAGAUCCAUCUUACGAGAGGCCUGUUAACCUAUAGUUAAAUUAUAAACUGCUCCACACCCCAACACACCCAGUAUACACUGGCGGAGAUACAACCAGAGAACUAUAAUAGCCGCCAUUUGGAAAAGGGAGGAAAUAAACAAUACACAGUAGUUUCUGGUCCAAAGCAUGUAUCAUGUUCUGUUAGACAAGGAAUCCCUACCCUGGCAAUGGAGUGAGUCUUAUGGUCAGCCAGCCUCUUUUUCUCUGAGAGGGUCUCCUUUGAGAGCAUAUCUGGGGUGGCUGUACAGCUUUGCCAGUGUACCUUAUGUCAUUUCUUGUACCUGAGGAUUGCUCUGGGUGGGGGGGUGGUGGAGCAAUCACAGUUCUUGUUGGUCAGGUUUGGGGUUUCUUCAGUACAGUAAGUCUCAAACUUAAGCAUGCAUCAGAAUCACCUGGAAAUUUGUUAAAAUACAGGUUGCUGGGCCCCACUGACAAAGAUUCUCAUUCAGUACCUAUCAAGUCCCCACAUGAGACUGAUCCUGCUGGUCAUGGGACCCACACAUUGAGAAUCACUCACUUGUAGGUGGCAAUUGAGUGAGGCCAGAGUUAUUAUUUGGUAAACUUACCUGAUGAUAAAAUUUGCCUGGAGUACUUGUUAAAAUAUAAUUUCUGAGCCCCACCUUAGAUUUAAUGAAUCAAAAUCUCCUGGGGAAGGACCUCGGAAGCUGUACCAGAAAGGCCAGUGAUUUUUAUUCAAGAAUGAUUGGGAAACACUGGUCUAGGGGAUUAGAUUUUUCUCACUCCAACCUUAUCUCCUGUUAAGUCGCAUCUCCUUGCCUUUGCCCUCACUAAGUUUAGUUUGCAGGUAAGAAUUUGGCUUUUCCAGCCCUACAAGAUUUCAGAUUACUCAACUGUCUUUCAACCAGGGCUCUGAACUGAUUCUAAACUGUUCAGUCAUGACUGACGGAAACAAGGCAGGGCUUUGAUCCAGUUUGAAGUGGUUUGGUCACAGCCAAC
This is a messenger RNA of Loxodonta africana (African savanna elephant), 7553 nucleotides long. It is a transcript of the gene SPIN3, whose product is annotated as spindlin family member 3. Gene Ontology annotation, biological process: regulation of DNA-templated transcription; gamete generation. The transcript is spliced from 2 exons. Gene Ontology annotation, cellular component: cytosol; nucleoplasm. The record is from RefSeq and is a predicted model, not a curated record. The coding region runs from base 355 to 1131 and encodes 258 amino acids. Lineage: Eukaryota; Metazoa; Chordata; Mammalia; Proboscidea; Elephantidae.